GGAGGAGAGAAACCAAGACAAACGAAAAUAGCCAACCGGGGAGGGAGAAGAAGAGAGGGAGUGACAAAGAUGGGACCGAGAGAAAUAGACAGAGAUCUAGAACGUCUUGUACCAGCCGUAGGUUUAGGUAUCCUUGACAAUGGAACCUCCAAAUUGCUAUCUCCAUCCGAAACCCAGAUCGCAUCAUCUUCCCAUGCCGCAGGCAAAGAGGCGUUUUGCAAAGUUUUUCGUAUCUGGGCUUCAAAAAAGUUUGUAACAGGAUGUGUUAUUUUACUUCCAUUAGCAAUCACAUUCUAUACUACAUGGUGGUUCAUUCAUUUUGUGGAUGGCUUCUUUUCACCAAUAUUUGUUCAUCUCGGGAUCCAUUUAUUUGGUCUAGGAUUUGUGACUUCCAUCACAUUCAUCUUCUUGGUGGGUGUGUUCAUGUCUUCUUGGCUUGGGGCUUCACUUCUGGGUCUUGGAGAAUGGUUUAUUAAGAAGAUGCCCCUAGUGAGCUACAUAUAUUCUGCUUCAAAGCAAAUCAGUGCAGCAAUAUCACCAGAUCAGGGUUCUCAUGCCUUCAAGGAAGUGGCCAUCAUAAAGCACCCACGAAUUGGGGAGUAUGCAUUUGGCUUCAUCACAUCCACAGUCAUCCUUCAUAAGAGCUCAGGUGCAGAGGAAUUGUGCUGUGUUUAUGUUCCAACAAAUCAUCUUUAUCUUGGAGACAUUCUCCUUGUAAAUUCAAAGGAUGUCAUGAGACCUGAUCUCUCUGUUCGUGAAGGAAUUGAGAUUGUGAUUUCGGGUGGCUUAUCAAUACCACAAGUAUUGACAACAACAAACGCACAGACUAUGCGUUCGCCAAGAACUGGGAAAUUUGCAGUGCCGCAGAUUUAAUAA
Messenger RNA from Impatiens glandulifera, 876 nucleotides. RefSeq names its product protein LIKE COV 3-like. The transcript is spliced from 6 exons. Bases 70 to 873 code for a protein of 267 amino acids. The record is from RefSeq and is a predicted model, not a curated record. Gene Ontology annotation, cellular component: Golgi apparatus. Lineage: Eukaryota; Viridiplantae; Streptophyta; Magnoliopsida; Ericales; Balsaminaceae.